AAAUGGAGAGGGAUUUUUGCUAGUGUUUUUAGGGAAUUUAGGGGAAUAUGCUUGUUAAUUAGGUGGGUUUUAUCGAGGGAUUUAUAGGAAUUUAGGGGAAAUUCUUAUGAAAAACAUGGAUAUGAAAUAAAAAUUACGUAAAAACCAAGGCACCUAGACUUUCUCCAUGGUGACAACAAUUUCCAAUCAGGUUAUGACUACUAAUUCAUCCCUGCACCUUUCACCACUGAAUAGUCUCACUCUACCUCAGUCUCAAUCUCAAAAAAUCUCAACUUUUCCCAUGCAUCUCGUGCUGCUGCUGCUGGUGCACCUGCCCAAAAAAUCCAACCCCAUUUACGGCAGAUACGAAAGCAACCCUUUAUCUUCACUACUACUGUUCUGAGCUACCAACUUUUUUCCACCCUCUCUCUCUCACCACACUGACUCGUCCAAACUCUCAUCUCAUUCCUCGCCCACCUCCGCAUCGGGACAGACAACAACGAAAUCAUAUAACGCAACGAAUAAUGUGCAAUCUAUUUUUAGACAUGUUUUAGUUUUAGCUUUAUUUUAUUUAUUUUUUUAAAUAGUCAUGCUGCUAAUCAGUGUUGAGUUUAUUUAUUAAAAAUUUAUAGUGGGUGUGGUUUGUGUCCGUGUGUUGGUGUGUGUUUUUCGUGUUUUGUGUGUGUUAUUCUCUCGUGGUCGUUUUGAGAAGUUUUGCAUGGAAAUUUUAAAUGAUGCUCCCCACUGGACAACAGCCCCCUGGUGGACCCACCUCGGACCUCCAACAAAUCAUGCUCGAGGAGUAUCAAGAUAACGAGGAGUACGAUGAUAACGGUGGGGGAAAUAAUGGGGGUGGUGGAGGUGGUGGACCGAGUGGAAGUCACGGCGGCGUGAACCAGCUCGGCGGGGUGUUUGUGAACGGUCGUCCCCUGCCCGACGUGGUGCGGCAGAGGAUCGUGGAGCUGGCUCACAACGGAGUCCGGCCCUGCGACAUUUCCAGACAACUCAGAGUCAGCCAUGGCUGCGUCAGCAAGAUUCUCAGCAGAUACUACGAAACGGGCUCCUUCAAAGCCGGGGUGAUCGGUGGCUCCAAACCCAAAGUGGCCACCCCCCUGGUCGUGGAUGCAAUAGCGAAUUACAAACGUGAAAACCCGACAAUGUUUGCCUGGGAAAUCCGCGAUAGGUUAUUGGCUGAAGGAAUCUGCUCGCAGGACAAUGUGCCCUCCGUCAGCUCCAUUAAUCGGAUCGUCCGAAAUAAGGCGGCCGAGAAAGCAAAACAUCAACAUCAUUCUCAUCAACAACUUCCUUCCAGUGGGAGCUUGAGCCCCGUGUCGCAGACACAACAGGAGAAUAAUAAUCAUAAUGUGCAGCCGAUUAGUAGUAGGCCGAGUUACUCGAUCAAUGGGAUCCUGGGGAUCAAUGGGGGUGGUGGGGGUGGUGGGAAUAGUGACCAGCAAGUGGAGAAUCAAAGUGGUGGGGGGAAUAGUAAUAAUAAUAAGAGGAAGUUUAAAGCCGACCCCCUCCGCCCCCCACCGACCAACACUUCAUCCUCCUCCCCUCACAACAACAACUCCACAAACCAACCAAUUGAAUCGGAAGAAGAAUUAUUAUUAAAACGCCAGCGAUUCGUCGUCGACAGCGUUUACAACCCCCUGACCUGCUGGCCGCCACCCCACCCACCCCCGCAGCAACCCCCUCCCCACCCCCCACCCCACCCCCACCAUCAACAACACCAACUCGCCAACCUGGCAAAAUGGAAGGACGAAGUGUUUAACAACAACAACAGUGAAAAUAAUUUCCAUGGUGAUUCUAUUUAUGAGAUGAACUAUCAACAAGUCCCCCCCUCCACCUCAUCCCCCGUGGGAAUGUCAUUCCACACCCUGACCCCACCCCCUCCACCCCUACCCCCACCACCUAAAGAAACCGCGACCAAUUUGACCCUGUUGCAACCCUUGUACGCUCCUCCCCCAGGAUUACAAACCAAUGGCAAUUUACCCAGUUUUGUUCAGUUCAAUGAUUAUUACACCCAAAAUAAUAACCAACAACCACAACCAGCGAAUGCCCCUCAACAGUCCUCGUCGCCUAAUAAUAGCAUAACUCCAUCAUCAACUCCAUCCAAUCAAUUAAUGUAUCAAAAUCACCAUGGAGCAGCGGCGCUCACGGCCGCGGCGGUCGCGGCAGCGCAUCACCAUCAUCAUCAUGGGGUCAAUCCUUAUUAUCAUCACCACAACCAUCACCACCAUCAACAGCAGCAGCACCAACAGCAUCAUUACAGUUAUUUGGCCAACGCCACGACUCACGCCGUCUCCGCAAUGUCCAUGUCUUUGGCCUCUUCCCUCCUCACCAACUCCUCCACCACACCCCCCUCCCCGACGACCUACUACGGUCAGAUUCCACCCCCGCACCCGCAGCAGCAGCAAAUCGGCGGUGUGGCGGACGAUCUCUUGAAAAGAACUUCUCCAACGAAUAAUAAUAAUAACAAUAAUAAUACGUGUAAAGUUUAAGUGUUUUUUUGUGUUCAUAUUUUUUAGUUACCAAUUUUGUGAGCAAUGCAAUUUUUAUACCAAAAAAUUAUUAAUUAUUAUACCAAAAAUUGAUGAAAGUCAUAAAGUGGAGGUUGUUUUUUUAUUAAUAAAUAAGGGUUUUUUAUCGUAUUUUAUUGGUGUUAUUUAGGGAAUUAUUGACAUUUGUGAAGGAGGAAAGAGAGUGAAUUGCAGCGUGACGCUCUGCUCUCCGGUGGAUGACGGAUGAGGAACAAAGAUUUUCCAUGGAGCGAGAUCUACCGGAUUUCAGAGAAGCUCCUCAGAGAGAAACUCCACUAUUUCC
Folsomia candida is the source of this 2805-nucleotide messenger RNA. RefSeq names its product paired box protein Pax-5. NCBI's taxonomy places the organism in Eukaryota, Metazoa, Arthropoda, Collembola, Entomobryomorpha, Isotomidae. The transcript is spliced from 10 exons. Gene Ontology annotation, molecular function: RNA polymerase II cis-regulatory region sequence-specific DNA binding; DNA-binding transcription factor activity, RNA polymerase II-specific. The coding region runs from base 711 to 2483 and encodes 590 amino acids. Gene Ontology annotation, biological process: regulation of transcription by RNA polymerase II; anatomical structure development. The record is from RefSeq and is a predicted model, not a curated record.